UACCCAAGGCCACUGCUGUGCAGAGACUGCCAUGGGGUGAAGCCACUGUCAUCAUGUCUGACCAGCAGGCAAAACCUUCAACUGAAGACUUAGGGGACAAGAAGGAAGGAGAAUACAUUAAACUCAAAGUCACUGAACAGGAUAGCAGUGAGAUUCACUUCAAAGUGAAAAUGACAACACAUCUCAAGAAACUCAAAGAAUCAUAUUGUCAAAGACAGGGAGUUCCAAUGAAUUCACUCAGAUUUCUCUCUGAAGGCCAGAGAAUUGCUGAUAAUCUUACUCCAAAAGAACUGGGAGUGGUGGAAGAAGAUGUGAUUGAAGUUUAUCAGGAACAAACAGGAGGUCAUUCAACGACAAUGGGAAUAAAACUCAUUGGGAGUGGCUAUUCUCAGUGUCGUCCCCCUCCCCGCUUCCCAGGAGAACAUGCUUCUGGGUUCCAGGUUUUCUUUGCCACUCUACCCAUUUAUGUUGAAGAAAUAGUGGGUCUGGGAAAUUGGCUAGGUGAAAGCGAAAGUACUGACACCAGCAACCUGCUGAAGCAGUACUGGGAAGCAAAUCACUAA
Otolemur garnettii (small-eared galago) is the source of this 563-nucleotide messenger RNA. Its product is annotated as small ubiquitin-related modifier 1-like. The record is from RefSeq and is a predicted model, not a curated record. Bases 54 to 563 code for a protein of 169 amino acids. Gene Ontology annotation, molecular function: protein tag activity; ubiquitin-like protein ligase binding. The transcript has 4 exons. Lineage: Eukaryota; Metazoa; Chordata; Mammalia; Primates; Galagidae. Gene Ontology annotation, biological process: protein sumoylation. Gene Ontology annotation, cellular component: nucleus; PML body.